This is a messenger RNA of Racocetra fulgida, 813 nucleotides long. Lineage: Eukaryota; Fungi; Glomeromycota; Glomeromycetes; Diversisporales; Gigasporaceae. The record is from the annotation of a GenBank genome assembly.
AUGGCGCCGUUUGAUUAUUUAAGAGCGAUCGAGACACUUCACGAAUUGCGUAAAAGUGGGGAACGAAAAUCGGAUUUAGUUGUUUCACUAGGUGAAAGAUUGAUACGCGAGUACACUAGAAAACUUGGUGAUGAAAGAAUGAAAUUAGAAGCAGAAGAUAAAUUAGAUGAAGCAUUGCAACUUUAUGAUGAAAUUUUGGAAAAGGAUGAUUCAAAUAUCGCAGCUUCGAAACGUCGGGUUGCCGUGUUUAAAGCAAAAGGACUGGAUCAACAAGCAAUGGAAGCUUUAACGAAAUAUCUUGAUGAUUUUUACAACGACACUGAAGCUGUCGAACGCCUUAAAAAAAUUUAUUCUGUAAAUAAUAAUAGUGUUAAAGAUGGUUUAAAUGAAAUUAGACAAGUUAUCCGUGAAUGUCACCGCUGUCUUUUGGUUAUAAAACGAGAAUACGAAACCAUGAGUUAUGUCGCUAAAGGCAAAGAAGAAUAUGCCGAUGAACAACCUAAAGUUCAUCGCAUUCGAAUCACUUUAACAUCACGAAAUGUUAAAGCUUUGGAAAAAGUUUGUUCAGAUUUAAUUGGUCGUGCAAAAGAAAAGAAUUUGCGAGUUAAAGGACCUGUGCGUUUACCUACUAAAGUUUUGAGAAUUACUACACGUAAAUCACCUUGUGGUGAGGGUAGUAAAACUUGGGAUAGAUACGAGAUGAGAAUUCAUAAAAGAUUGAUCGACUUGCAUUCUCCUAGUGAAAUUGUAAAACAAAUUACUUCGAUUUCUAUUGAACCUGGUGUUGAAGUUGAAGUUACUAUCGCUUCUUAA